This is a messenger RNA of Argiope bruennichi, 1040 nucleotides long. RefSeq names its product phospholipase A2 'basic'-like. The transcript has 5 exons. Gene Ontology annotation, biological process: phospholipid metabolic process; lipid catabolic process; arachidonate secretion. The record is from RefSeq and is a predicted model, not a curated record. Gene Ontology annotation, molecular function: calcium ion binding; A2-type glycerophospholipase activity. NCBI's taxonomy places the organism in Eukaryota, Metazoa, Arthropoda, Arachnida, Araneae, Araneidae. Bases 288 to 791 code for a protein of 167 amino acids.
UAACUUCCAAGGAAAUUUGCUAUUGAAUUUUGAACCUUGUAUUUUAAAAACGUUUUGGCCAAUGCCUGAGGAACUCUUGAUUUUAGCUGUUCUAGCAAGCCAAUUGUAAAAUCAAAAUCAGUAUUUAGAAUUUCAGACAGAGAAAACGACUAAAAGAAUUAUUUUGUAUGUAGUCUACGAAAAGGAAAUUUAUCGCAUUAUCGUCUGCUUCUGAAAAUGCAGCUGCAUGAAGGCCAGCAAACACACCAAACUUAGCGGCCGGGCCCCGUGUCUCUGAAGUAACAACAAUGUGGACGAUAGCAUCUUUUGUCGUUUGGUGUCUUCUUGGCGCUUUCAUUUCUGGAUUGAAUGCCACAGUAUUGGACCUGAGCAACAUGCUUUCAGUUACCACAAGUCGGAGCCCGCUAGAUUUUUUAAAUUAUGGAAACUGGUGUGGCCUUGGAGGUAGUGGUUACCCUUUAGACAGCAUUGACAGGUGCUGCAAAAUGCACGAUUUGUGCUACGAAAAUGCCUCCGAUUCUGUGUGUUGGAAUGAAAAGCCACAUCUAGCUACCUAUCGGUGGAAAUCUUACGCUGGUAAAAUACACUGCAAUAGAGGAGAUUAUCCAUGUGGACUGGCUUCCUGCAGAUGUGAUGGUAAAUUCGCAAGCUGUGUGGCUGCUUAUGAGCAUUCUUACAAUCCAGGGUUGAAAAAGGUCAGGCCUCCCCUAUACAAUGCCAUACAAAGAGUGAUUUCGAACUUGAGCAAAAGGAGAAUUGAUGCUCCUUUCAUAUCCAUAAAGUUUGUUUGAGAUUUACCAACACAAAUAUUCAAUAUAAUGAAUAAUUGUGUGUUGAAAAUGAAGAUGCCAAAAUUAGCAUUCAGUUUGACGAUGUAUCAAAAAUUUAAUGUGCAACAGAUGUUAUUAAUCGCACAAAUUGUCCAGAAUGUUUUCUGUUGCAAUAAAAGACGAGACCAGAUCAUGGACAGACUGGUUAUAUUAUAAUUACUAAAAUGUAUAUAGAAGAUCACUUUGUAUAUACAUCAAAGAAUGUUUGAA